This is a messenger RNA of Aphanomyces invadans, 291 nucleotides long. RefSeq lists its product as hypothetical. The coding region runs from base 1 to 291 and encodes 96 amino acids. The transcript has a single exon. Lineage: Eukaryota; Oomycota; Saprolegniomycetes; Saprolegniales; Verrucalvaceae. The record is from RefSeq and is a predicted model, not a curated record.
AUGCUGGACGCCUUCCGCCUGGGCCAGUCGACGACGCUUCCACCCCGCUGGGCCUCCGUCGGCGGCGGGUCGCUAUCCUCCCACCACGAGAGCAACCUGCCGCCGAGCGACUGGUGGUUUGCAUCCACGCAAUUCGUCAAGGGCAAAUUCGAGCAGCUCAAACAAGCUCGCGACACCAAGGGGGGAGCGUCGACCAGCCACGCAGCCACCGCCGCAUCACAGGUGGCACCGCCCCUCAGCACGACGUUCACAGUGUAUUUUCCGAAGUUAGACUACACAGCGGCGUCCUAA